AUGUUCCGCAUGAGGAUUCUCGCCCAAGGGCAACGUGCUCUUCGCCCCCGCAGCGGUGUGGUCAGCCGCAACGUCCGAUUCGCCUCUCAAGAUGCUGGGGGUGCUGCUACACAAUCACCGGGCGGCAUUGGCGGUCUUGCUGGCGGCGUCGUCGGAGGGUUCACUGCAACAGCGAUCAUGUACAGCUAUUACCACUUCUCCGGAGCAAAGAGCACGAUCCAAGCAGCACAGCAGUACAAGAGCUACGCCGACUCCGCCACCGACUCGCUCAAGGUCAAAUUUGAGGAGCAGACACCCGAUGCAAAUCAAGCGCUGCAAACACUCAAAGAGGCCGCGCAGAAGUACGCCUCGUUCAUCCCCGGAGCAAGACAGUACGUCGAUGCCGCCUUCAAAGAUCUCGAAUCGGUCAAGCAAAAGCAUGGUGAUGAGGUCGACAAGAUUGUCAGUGAGGCAUAUGGUGAACUCAGGGAUGUAUCGAAGCAAGGGAUGAACUUGGAGGCUGCCGGCCAGGUUUGGAGCGUCUUGUCGAAGCACCUCGAGCGCCUCUUCAGCCUCGGCGGUGACGCUGCAGAAGACAUCCUCAACAACCACCCAGAGCUCAAGCAGAAGCUCGGCGGCUCAACGGAUCAGCUGAAGCAACUUGGAGAGAAGUACGGACCGAAGGCUAAGCAGCAAGUGGACGAGACAUGGAAGCAAGUGCAGGACAUCAUCAACACUGGCCUGAGACCCGACAACAUUGAGAAGAUCCGGAGCUUGGUACAAGACAGGGCGAAGGAGAUUCGGAAGAUGGGCGAGGAAGUGUACAGCAAGGAGGUCAAGUCGGAGUCGAGCGGUGGUGAGAGCACGGAGGGUGAGAAGAAGUGA
Saxophila tyrrhenica is the source of this 864-nucleotide messenger RNA. RefSeq lists its product as uncharacterized. Bases 1 to 864 code for a protein of 287 amino acids. The transcript has a single exon. Lineage: Eukaryota; Fungi; Ascomycota; Dothideomycetes; Mycosphaerellales; Extremaceae. The record is from RefSeq and is a predicted model, not a curated record.